Molecule: messenger RNA, 1668 nt
Organism: Mya arenaria
Lineage: Eukaryota; Metazoa; Mollusca; Bivalvia; Myida; Myidae
Product: receptor-type tyrosine-protein phosphatase epsilon-like
Exons: 14
Coding region: 1-1668 (555 amino acids)
Biological process (GO): protein dephosphorylation
Molecular function (GO): protein tyrosine phosphatase activity
Source: RefSeq, a predicted model, not a curated record
AUGGGGAAGGCUGCAAACGCGAUUGUCACUGUGCAGAUGGACAAAUGUGUGACGGUGUUACAGGUGAAUGUGCCUCACAAGAGGGUGAGCAGGGAUGGACAGGAUCCUCAUGUAACUCCCAUGCAAAGGAGGAGCGGAAGUUUACCGCCUCCGAGGUUGCCGGGGCGGCUGGAGGCCACUGGGUAUAAAGUGAAUGGAACUGCACAGCAGUCCUCAACAUACAAGUCGUGUUCAGCAGAGAAAGCCUUCGACGGUGAAAAAAUCUUCCAAGAACCUGAAUCUUCAUGCACAUGCAGUGUUACAGGUGUUGACGAAAUACCUCGGUGGUGGGAAAUGAAUUUUGGAUCCAAGCAUUUGAUUGGUUCUAUAAAAGUCAGCGGUCGUGAUACUUGUUCACUUGGUUAUUUUGGACAAAACUGCAGCAAAAAAUGUUCACAGCAUUGUAAAAACGACGAUUGCAACCCACAGAAUGGAUCCUGCAUCAAAGGAUGUAAACCUGGAUAUGAUUAUACUAUGAGCACAAACUGCUCGGUUGCUGAACGCACCAAGGACACGGAUGUAAAUUACUAUGUGUUUGAAAAUAACAUACCUGGCAUACAGAUUCACAAUCUUUGGGAUUACAUCAGGGAGAAUAAGAAAAAAAGAGGCCAACACUUCAAUGACGAGUUUAUAAAGCUUCCAACAGGGCUUGUUCAUAAACACGAAGUGGCUGGAAGGGAAGAAUACAAGGGAAAGAAUAGAUACAGGGAGAUGUAUGCAUAUGACCACUCUCGUGUGCCGUUACAGAAGGAAAGGGAUGGCGACUGCGAUUACAUUAAUGCGAGCUACAUUGACGGUUACUGCAAAGCUCGGAAGUUUAUCGCUUCUCAAGGUCCAACGAAUAAUAUGAUCGACGAUUUCUGGCGAAUGGUCUGGCAAGAGAAUGUAGAAAAGAUUGUAAUGCUUACGAACCUUAUUGAAAUGGCGACGGUAAAGUGUCUUCAAUAUUGGCCAGAAAUGGACCAAACCUGCUCCUUCGGCGGAAUCGACAUAUCCAUAACUGUUGUGAAAAAGUUCCGAGAUUAUGAAAUAAGAACAUUGAUUGCCAAAAAGGCCAAAUGCAAACCCAGGGAAAUUCAACAGUAUCAUUUUAAAGCUUGGCCGGAUAAAGAUGUACCUGACAAUGGAUGGUGUCUGGUUGAAUUUUUAAAUGUUGUUGAAACACAGUCUACAAAUUCCCCGAUCAUAGUACACUGCAGUGCCGGUGUGGGGCGGACGGGAACGUUCGUUGCUCUUGACAACCUUGUAGAACAAGCAAAGACUGAAAAAUGUGUUAAACCUUUGGAGAUGGUUAAAGCCCUGAGGCGGCAACGAGUCAACAUGGUUCAGACAAAGGAUCAGUAUAUAUACUUGCAUGAAGCACUUGCCGAAGCUCUGCUGAUGGGCACUGAUCACAUCUGGCAUAGACAGUUUGAAAAUGUCCAUCCCUUCAUGAUAGCAAGAGAAACUGGAGAAGAACAGUCAAGGCUGGUAAAGCAGUUUCAGAGCUUUUCCGGAAAUAACACGUUUUUGAUAUGUAAAUCACCAUGUGAAGAGCAGCUGGAAGAGUUUUGGUCUCUUGUUGAGGAGCAGCACGUGAUAACCAUCAUUAUGCUAACCUCUACUUCCAGCCCAGCAUACCAGGUUUAG